Etheostoma cragini (Arkansas darter) is the source of this 941-nucleotide messenger RNA. It is a transcript of the gene sft2d2a, whose product is annotated as SFT2 domain containing 2a. Gene Ontology annotation, biological process: vesicle-mediated transport. The record is from RefSeq and is a predicted model, not a curated record. The coding region runs from base 164 to 652 and encodes 162 amino acids. Gene Ontology annotation, cellular component: membrane. Lineage: Eukaryota; Metazoa; Chordata; Actinopteri; Perciformes; Percidae. The transcript has 8 exons.
UCCGCACAGGUGUGACGAACUUGAAGGCAUCAUCCACCUGCCGUGAAGCUACCUGACAACUCCUCCACGUGACGUUGUUGUCCAUCCACGCAGAUUUCAGGAAACCGGCGAGUUGGUCUCGCGCUCCUCGAAACAACCAACAAUCUCCAAUCCAUCUUCAGUUAUGGACAAAUUAAAAUCCGUUUUGAGUGGUGAAGAGGCUCGGAGAGAUGACCGAACCAUUUUAGAGACUGUGAAUGAAGCCUCGACCCUGGGCUGGGGGACACGUGUCAAGGGAUUCGUCGCCUGUUUCGUGGUCGGAGCCGGGUUCACAGUUUUGGGGGUCGGGAUGCUCUGGCUCCCCCGGAUCGGAAUCACCAUCUUCAUCGUGUUUUACACUUUAGGAAACAUAUGUGCACUGGGGAGCACCAUGUUUCUGAUGGGGCCGAUGAAGCAGUUGAAAAGGAUGUGUGACAAAACAAGAGCGCUGGCCACCGCAAUCAUGAUUACUUGCCUUGUGUUGACCCUCUGUGCAGCCUUCUGGUGGAAGAACUUUGGCCUGGCUUUGUUGUUUUGCAUCUUGCAAGUCUUGGCUUUUGCGUGGUACAGUCUGUCCUACAUCCCGUUUAUGAGGGAGGCGUUAUUGAAGCUGUUGGCGGUGUGCAUAAAGUAAACCUAGUCUCAGUUUGGGGGGUUCGGGCUGGAUGAAGUGGUUUUGAGACAGGGACAGGUCUCUAACUGAACUUACUGAAUCGCCUCCACGUGGUCCUGCUUCAGGGAGUCUGGGACUCGACCUGUUUUAUCUCCAAAGGGGUUUCUUUGUAUUGUUUGUGCUUUGUUCAUUGAGCUGAUUGAUAUUUGUGAUAUCAUGUAUUGAUAACGUCUACCAAUUUUAAUGUGGGCUUGGUUUUUAAUAUGUGUAAAUAUCUCUAAUAAAUUAAUGCAGUAUUGGUUUUGUAAAU